Messenger RNA from Zea mays, 1532 nucleotides. RefSeq lists its product as uncharacterized. The record is from RefSeq and is a predicted model, not a curated record. Bases 216 to 1301 code for a protein of 361 amino acids. NCBI's taxonomy places the organism in Eukaryota, Viridiplantae, Streptophyta, Magnoliopsida, Poales, Poaceae. The transcript has a single exon. Gene Ontology annotation, molecular function: protein binding.
ACGGCACCGCACCGCACCGCUCUCCACAGCCACGAGAGCCCGCUCCCUCGCCGACGGCGCAGCGCGCACCACGUCUGCCGUUGGAAAUCCCGAAUCGCCCAAUAAAAAACGAAUGCGUCCUUCCAUUCCAUCGCACAGACGCCGCAACCUGGGAAAAAACGCCCCAUUUCAUUUCAGAAUUGCAAUCACCGAUCGUUCCGCGGAUUGCGAUCGCCAUGGCCGCCACGGGCUGGUCCGACCUCCCCUCCGAGCUUCUAACGGACAUCGCCGGCGGGAUCACCGAGCUCGCCGACAUCGCUCGCUUCCGCUCCGUCUGCUCGUCCUGGCGAUCGGCGGCGCGGGACGCCGCGGCCGCCCCGCCGCCGCAGCCGCCGUGGCUUCUCCUCCCGUCGUCCCCGUCCUGGCUCUUCUUCUGCCCCCGGGAGGACCGAAUCUACCCGAACCUCCGCCUGCCCCGCCCCGCCGCGGAGGCGCACCACCGCCGCCGCCGCCGCCUCUACGCGUCCCCGCACGGGUGGGCGCUCGCCAUCGACCCGACCGAUCUGGCCGCUUCCCUGGUCCACCCCUUCACCGGCGCGACCCGCCAGCUCCCGCGGCUCCCCUCCUUCUUCGCGGAGACCGACGACAUGGCCUGGGACUGGUCGCCGCACGGCGUCAUGGCGUCCUGCGGCGAAGGCCUGCUCUUCUGCGGCGCCGAUCCGACGGCCGCCGCUUCCUCCUGGGCCCCCAUCCCCGCCCUGGCCGACUGCAACGCCAGCAGCAUCAACUACGCCGGCGGCGAGUUCUUCGUCUUCGAGGAGGACGUCUGCCGCACCACCGUCGUUGACGCGGUCACCCUCGCCGUCGCCGCCGUGAUCCCAGCCCCCGCCGUCGAGCUCCCCGCCGAGGCGCGCGUCGCGGUCGCCGGCGACGAGCUCUUCCUCCUCGUCAAGUCCAAGUGGAUGUACCUCUUCGGCGACGACGUCGACUUCUCCAAGGCCUUCCACGUCAACCACCGCGGCGUCAAUCCGCCGGCCUGGCAGGAGCUCGCAGGCAUCGGCGACCGUGCGCUGUUUGUCGAUUCCCUCCACGGGUUCGCAGUGCCGACGGCGGGGUUUGGCAAUCUUGAAAAUAACACAAUCUAUUCAGUGAGCAGCAAGGAGGUGAACAACAGGCGUCCCACCACGGUGAACUACAACGUGUCGGCAUUUAGCCUGGAGAGCCGUAGCUCCAAGAAACUUGCGUGCCGGCUCAAUGAUCGGGAGAUGGCAAUGCGUGCCGAGACGCCAUCGUGGAUCCUGCCGAGCUUGGAUGAAGGCUGAGUCUGAGCUUGGUGAUCAUCAUUAUUAUUGUCAUGGCAUCAAUAUAUAAGUUCGCUCCUGUAAAUUCUUAAUUCUGUCGCUUUAUAUAGAUUGAUUAAUGUUCCCUUGAUCAAUCACGCAGUCCAAUAUAGGACUAUCAUGUAUGUAACGCAUAUUUGUUGGAAAAUUUCAAUCAAAUUCAGUAUCCUGUGUUAAUGUUCAACUUCAAUAAAAGAUUGCAUGUUCUGUUCA